This is a messenger RNA of Onthophagus taurus, 961 nucleotides long. It is a transcript of the gene Ude, whose product is annotated as Uracil-DNA degrading factor. NCBI's taxonomy places the organism in Eukaryota, Metazoa, Arthropoda, Insecta, Coleoptera, Scarabaeidae. The record is from RefSeq and is a predicted model, not a curated record.
GGGGAAUCAUUUGGCAUUCUCUUAAAGCUGUGUCACCGGCCAAAAUAUCGUUUGCCACUUCAUAUACAUAGUGGGAACAAUUUCGCGUCUAAAAACGUUCCGAACCGGCAAGAAAUUUCUCAGUGUUAUUCAGAUAAUCUUCAAGUUAUAACUUUGCAUAAAAAAAAAAUCGAAAAAUGUCCGAUAAACCAGACACAGUUCCCGGAUUAGGAUUUAAACAUCCCGAAAAAGCUUUGGAGUCACUAAAAAUUUUAGAAGGUCGCGAUCCUGACUAUCAAAAGUUAGCUGUUAAAGGUUUAAUCGGGCGCGCCAAACGAGUUUUAACACUAACCAAAGAUAAAGAAAAACACCAAAACAUCACAGAUGCCAUAAAAACGUUCGAUAUUUUCCUUAAAGACUUUGAAAAAGAAAACCGUUCGAAAGAAAACCGUUCUUAUUUACCUUUGGAUUCAAUCCAAGCUUUACUUCCAUUAAGAAAACAACACAAAAUCGAAGAUAAACAAUCUGAGGAGUUUUUAAAAGCUUACAAAUCCGUUAAAGGUGAAUACAAAAACCUUCGAACCGUUUCAAGUGGUGAAAAUGAACCGACUUGGGAUAUUGUGAGAAACGUGGCUUUGAAAAAAUUAAUGAAAAACAUUGAAGAAAAUGACCCAGAAAUGUGGAAAAACGAGCUUCCAACGAAAGAACACAUGGAGCUAAUUUUGUGGGCCUACAGCCCAGAUGCGAGCAAAAUAAAGAAAAAUAAAGAAAAAUUUGAAGAUUUACUUAAAAAUGAACAAGAAGAUGAAGUUAAAGAUGAUGAAAAUUAUAAUGAUGAGGAGGAUGAAGAUGAACGCGGUAUUAAAAGAAAAAGUGAAACUUCCUCUGAAUCAUCAGAUGAGGAAUCACCUAAAAAGAAAACUAAAACUUAAAUUUUCUGUAAUAUAUUUGUAUUAAUGUUAAAAUUAAGAAUUGUUUAAUG